Ceratotherium simum simum (southern white rhinoceros) is the source of this 1068-nucleotide messenger RNA. NCBI's taxonomy places the organism in Eukaryota, Metazoa, Chordata, Mammalia, Perissodactyla, Rhinocerotidae. The record is from RefSeq and is a predicted model, not a curated record.
AUGCCAGAUAUUCCCCUGCUCCCUGGCUCCCCACGCCGGCUGAGGGGAGGGGCCAGAGGGGGCCAGGGCCCCAAACAUGGACAGCAAAACCUCAAGGUGCCGGGUCCCCGAGCCCCAGGGCUGCAGGGCAGUUCCAACCAAGAUUCUGGCCAGCUCUUCAGUGGAGGGAGCUCCCACAGCAGCUCUGUCAUCAACAACUACCUGGAUGCCAAUGAGCCAGUGUCCUUGGAGGCCCGCCUGAGCCGCAUGCACUUCCAUGACAACCAGAGGAAGGUUGACUAUGUGCUCGCCUACCAUUACCGGAAACGCGGGGCACACCCAAGCCAUGGCUCCCCUGGCCACUCACUGGCUAUCAUCUCCAAUGGGGAGACGGGCAAGGAGCCCCGUGCUGGGGCUCCCGGUGACAUUGAGCUGGGGCCGCUUGAUGCCCUGGAGGAGGAGAGGAAGCAGCAGCGGGAGGAGUUUGAGCACAACCUGAUGGAGGCCGGGCUGGAGCUGGAGAAGGACUUGGAGAGUAAAAGCCAGGGAUCCAUCUUCGUCCGGAUACACGCCCCGUGGCAGGUGCUGGCCAGAGAGGCAGAAUUUUUGAAGAUCAAAGUUCCCACCAAGAAAAUGUACGAGAUCAAAUCAGAAGGCAGCAUUGCAAAGAAGUUCAACGAGAUCCUGCAGAGGCUGAGCUCUCCCCUGAAGCCCAGAGUUCCAGACCACAGUAACAACAGGAUGAAAAACCUCUCCUACCCAUUCUCCAGGGAGAAAAUGUACCUGUACAAUAUCCAGGACAAAGACACCUUCUUUGAUAAUGCCACCCGUAGCCGCAUUGUGCACGAGAUCCUGAAGCGCACGGCCUGUUCUCGAGCCAACAACACAAUGGGUAUUAACUCUCUGAUCGCAAACAAUGUCUAUGAGGCUGCCUACCCUCUUCAUGACGGUGAAUAUGAUAGUCCAGGGGAUGACAUGAAUGACAGAAAGCUGCUGUAUCAAGAAUGGGCACGCUAUGGAGUGUUUUAUAAGUUUCAACCUAUUGACCUCAUCAGGAUCCUGGUAGUCGAAAUUGGGAGGCUGAACUGA